Molecule: messenger RNA, 1245 nt
Organism: Pieris macdunnoughi
Lineage: Eukaryota; Metazoa; Arthropoda; Insecta; Lepidoptera; Pieridae
Source: the annotation of a GenBank genome assembly
AUGGUGAAUAACCUACCUCGCCAAACAAUGUUUAAAUGUCUACCAUUUUUGUGUCUUAUUAUUCAUUAUUCCACUUGUAACGAAUACAAACUCCGGUAUGCAGCGGUUAUAUAUCGACAUGGUGAUAGGACUCCAGUCGAUACAUAUCCAACAGAUCCUUGGGGAGAGGAAUCAUUCUGGCCAGUAAAAUUUGGACAGCUGACUAACAUUGGCAAAAUGCAACACUACAAAUUAGGACAAUGGCUUAGACAAAGAUAUGUGAAUUUCAUUACUGAUGAAUUUGAUCCAGAAGCUGUUUAUGUUCGGUCAACUGAUGUUGAUCGUACACUUAUGUCAGCUCAGGCUAACUUAGCUGGUAUGUACCCACCAGAUGUGAAUUCUACUUGGAAUCCCAAAUUAUUCUGGCAACCUAUACCUGUACAUACAGAGCCAGAGGUAAAUGAUGAAAUUUUAGCAAUGAAAAAAGAGUGUAAAAUGUAUGAAAAGUUGAAAAAAGUUUAUUUGAAUUCAGAAGUUUAUAAAAAUCGUUUAAGGCAAUAUGAAGACCUUAUGGACUACCUCACAAAAUAUACUGGUAGAAAAAUCAGAGACUAUGAGGAUAUUUCAUCAAUUUACAGUACCUUAAAAAUUGAAGCUCUUUAUAACUUCACAUUGCCAAAUUGGACACAUGCAGUGUUCCCUGAUAAAAUGAAGAGUCCUGCUUGUUACAGCUUCACUACUGCCACAGCAACUCCAGCAAUGACACGCUUUAUGAUUGGUCCAUUGGUGAAACAUAUUUUAAAGCAAGCAUUAAGUGUUAUAUUGGGAGACAGCAAAUUACGAUUAUCAAUGUAUAGUGGACAUGAUUUCACUAUUGGUAAUGUUUUAAAUGGAUUAAGUGUAUACAAUGGAAAUUGCCCUGAAUAUACAUCAACAAUACUUUUUGAAUUUAUUGAAAAAGAAUCUGAAUAUUAUAUUCAACUUUCAUAUAGAAACAGUACUGAGAUUGUGGAACCCCAUGUUUUAAACAUUCCUAACUGUGGAGAAUUGUGCCCACUGCAACACUUUAUCCAAUUGUAUGAAGACAUUAUUGUUGUUGAUUGGGAAACAGAAUGUGAAGAAAAGUAUGGGUGGCUAUUGUUCUUUUGUGGAAUUAUAAGUUUGUCUUUCCUAUAUACAAUUGUGGAGGCAGUAAAAUUUUAUAAGAAAAAAGAUCAAUACUCAGAGGAAUACUUAAAAUCUAAACUUCUCCUUAACCGCUUGUAA